AUGAUUCAUUGUGAUUUAAGGACUAUAUUGGAAAACUUUGAUAUAACUGCUGCAGUAGCGGCACGUAAGCAACCUUUUAUUUGUAUACAGACUUUUAAAACGGAACGUGAAGGAUCGUUGGCAUUAGAUCGAGUACUUGAAGAGCUGGAACCAGAUUAUGUGAUUAUGUAUAACACAAAUGUAACAGCUAUCAGACAAUUGGAAAUAUAUGAAGCGAGGCAAAAAAGAGCUGCCAAAAAACGUAUAAAGGUUUUCUUUUUGAUACAUGCACGCACCGUUGAAGAACAAUCCUAUUUAACUAGUCUGAGAAGAGAAAAACAAGCUUUUGAGUUGAUAAUAGAAACUAAAAGAACAAUGGUUGUACCAGAAUAUCAGGAUGGUAAGACGGAUGAAGCAUUUACGUUGUACAAAAAAUAUAUAGAUUCUGAUGAUGAAGAGUUGGAUAAUAAACAAACUGCACAGGCCGGUGGUCAGUUAGUAAAGAAACGUGAGAUGCCAAAAGUCAUUGUUGAUAUGCGUGAAUUUCGUUCUGAUCUACCUUGUUUGCUACACAAACGAGGCAUUGAAGUGCUACCAGUGACUAUAACAAUUGGUGACUACAUUUUAACGCCUGACAUAUGUGUGGAACGUAAAUCAAUAUCUGAUUUAAUUGGUUCAUUAAAUUCAGGUCGUUUGUAUAAUCAAUGCAUACAAAUGCAGCGAUUUUAUGCUAAACCCAUAUUGCUGAUAGAAUUUGAUCAGAAUAAACCGUUCCAUUUGCAAGGAAAAUAUAUGAUUUCACAGAACACUUCAACAGCAAAUGCCGACAUUGUACAGAAACUGCAAUUACUAACUUUACAUUUUCCUAAGCUGCGUUUAAUUUGGUCACCAAGUCCAUAUGCUACCUCACAGCUAUUUGAGGACUUAAAGAUGGGUAAGGAACAGCCCGACUCGAAGAAAGCUGCUACAUUGGGUAGCGAUGAAGCUGGUGGUGCAUACGAUGAACUGAAAUAUAAUGCAAAUAUCUAUGAUUUUCUCCUACGUCUACCUGGUGUUAACACAAAAAAUAUACACAAACUAAUGCGACUUGGUGGUAGUCUCAAGGAGUUGCUUAAAAAAACCGAGAGUGAAUUAAGUGAUCUGCUUGAUUCUAGAGAAAAUGGCAAAUUGUUGUGGGAUAUAUUACAUGUAGCGCACUUACCUGAAAAGGAUGAAAUACAGGGCUCAACUGCGAUGAUUGCUGCUGGCAAGUCAUAUGGCGCACACUCACGUUUUAGACGCGGUGCAGCUGCUGCUAGAGGCACUGGCCGAAAGCUGAAAAGUUAAGCAUUUACUUAAUUUUAUUUAAGUUUAAGGCAGAGCAUUAAUUGUAUUAUUAUUUAGUUUGAUUAUUUAUUAAGUUUGUUUAUAUUAUAUUGUAAUUACAUUGCUAUUGUUUUCCUCUUUAAACCUAUUUGCUCUUAAACUUUAUUCAUUAAAACCUAUUUUGUUAUUCAAAUAGUUUAAUGGCAGCUGAUGGCAUCGCAUGCAAUUUGCCAUCAUUUUGGAUGCCAAAAGCUGUGUUUGUGUGAUAAAUUGAAUUAAAAAUUAA
Messenger RNA from Teleopsis dalmanni, 1570 nucleotides. RefSeq names its product DNA repair endonuclease XPF-like. NCBI's taxonomy places the organism in Eukaryota, Metazoa, Arthropoda, Insecta, Diptera, Diopsidae. Gene Ontology annotation, cellular component: nucleotide-excision repair factor 1 complex. The transcript has 5 exons. Gene Ontology annotation, molecular function: damaged DNA binding; single-stranded DNA endonuclease activity; single-stranded DNA binding. Bases 1 to 1305 code for a protein of 434 amino acids. The record is from RefSeq and is a predicted model, not a curated record. Gene Ontology annotation, biological process: resolution of meiotic recombination intermediates; double-strand break repair via homologous recombination; nucleotide-excision repair involved in interstrand cross-link repair.